Molecule: messenger RNA, 947 nt
Organism: Caenorhabditis angaria
Lineage: Eukaryota; Metazoa; Nematoda; Chromadorea; Rhabditida; Rhabditidae
Source: the annotation of a GenBank genome assembly
AUGGUAUCUACACAUUCACAAUCGCAAUAUAUCACUGAUUUCACACCAAAAGCUGUAAGUUUAUUAUUUUUUGGGCUCAUUUGAUCUUCAUUGUUAUAAUUUUUUAGAUGGAGCCUGGUAAAUCACCACUUGCUCUUUUGGCCAAAACAUGUGAAACAAUUGGGCUUCCUGAAACCCCAUCGAAGAAAACUUCCUCAACUGAAAAGAAGGAUAGUAAUGUCUCGAAGAAAACUUCACCAAGAUCUACACCAGCAUCAAAAGAAGCACCAAGUAUGACAUUCCCAGGGCUUCCAAAACCUGGAGCUUUUCCUCAAAUGCCACCAAUGCCAUUCCCAUUUUUCAAUCCAAUGAUGCCUUAUCCAAUGCCAUUCCCAGCUUUUCCAAUGGCUCGAAUGCCGUGUCCUUUUGCUAUGAUGCGUCAACCCUGUCUGACUCCAGGGUGCAUCCAGUGCACACCAACAUCUUCAGCAUCUGGAGCUGCUGCAGCUGCAGCCGCCGCUGAUAUGAUGCAUCCACUUUUCAACGCGUAUUCUUAUCAAUCCUUGUUAGCCUCAGCUGCCGCCGCUUCACAACAUCAGCAACAACAAUCUACACCAAAAGCUUCAACAUCUACCGCAAAAACACAUAAGUGUAAUUGGAUGGAGAGCAGCGGAGUUUGCGGAAAAAAAUUUGCUGACGAGGAAGAGCUUGCGAAUCAUGUGAAAUCGAUUCACACGCCAUCGCCACCGGCUUCAACUGAAAAUAAACCAGCAAGUCCAGGUGGUCCGAUGAAGACACCAACAUCUCGGCCAGCUUCAUCCGCUUCUACUUCAGCCAGAUUUAAUCCAUAUGCAAAACCAGUUACAACUCCAAUGAUGGCGAUGCCACCGCAACUCAACCCAUUAAUGCUUCCAUUCCCACUUCAAGCUAUGUAUACCCAAAGACUUAUGUCUUCUAUGCCACAGUAA